Messenger RNA from Vicugna pacos (alpaca), 7391 nucleotides. Lineage: Eukaryota; Metazoa; Chordata; Mammalia; Artiodactyla; Camelidae. The record is from RefSeq and is a predicted model, not a curated record.
CUGGUGGGUGGUGUUAUUUAGGUUUAUUUAAUUAUUUUAAUGGAAUGAGAUCAAACCCGGGACCUCACACAUGCUAAGCAUGUACUCUACCACUGAGCUAUGCCCUCCCCACCAGCCUUUCCUCUGAUUCUACGUAAUCCCUCAUGGCUUUCCACUGAUGUCCUCUGCCCAGGGUAGCCCUGUCGGUUUCUGUUGCAGGCAACCAGAGAUCCUGGCUGAUAUACCCUGGUCCCUGUUGGCAGUUUCUCCAGACACAUCCCAAACCAUUCCCACUCUGACCUUCACCUUCUGCUUUUAAGGAUCUGCCUACAGUUCUCCCAGUCCAUGCCUGCUACUUUGUGCCUCUGAACCUUCAUCCCUGCCGUUCCUUCUGCCAGGAAUGCCCUUCCCACCUUACUUCUUCUUGCUCAUUCUUGUCCUCAAGAACCACCUCAGACAUUGUCACUCUGUAGGGACUUCCUCCCACCCUCCUCCCCACCCCAUUCCACCCCCAGGCUCUGACCCUCUGGGCAGACCUACACCCUGGGCUUCUCUCCCUCUGUGCCAGCUUUCUCUUGUCUGAACCCAAAGCCAGAACCUGCCCACCUUCAUUUCUUGGUUGGUCUCAACAAAUGUUUGAUGGGCUCCAGGAGCAUAGAGGGGCAGACAGACCUUCUCAGGGACUCCCCGGCCAAGUAGGAUCAAAUCCAUUGCCCACUGAUGGCGUCAGGAGGGAAACUGCUAAGUGAGAGAUGGGGGAAUUGUCCAAGAAUAACAGUGAGCCCAGUUCCUCUGGAUUAGCCAUUGUCCCAGCCUUAGUCAGAGCCCCAGCCCCUGCCCCAGCUCCAGCCACAGACCUGACCUCACACCCCACCAUCAGCCUCAACCCUGUUUCCAUCCCUGCAUAGGCCCCAAUCCCUGCCCCUGCCCCUGCCCCAGCACCUGCCGCCACCUCUGCCCUCACUGCAGGUCCUCCCCACGCAGCAUCCUUCCCCAACCCCCCUGAGGCUGUGACUUCCCAGGCUGCCCUCUGCAGAGGCCCUGAGAAAGGCCUGGUCAGCUGGUUGGACAGUGAAUGGAGCGGGGAUAUUGGGGUGGGCACCAGGCCCAGCUUCCCCCAGUGGCACAGGCCCAGCAGCUCCAACACCAGGUAACAGGGCCGAGCCACAGGCAGGAGCAGGGGCAGGGCCCAGGGUUAGGUCCCAAAGGCUCCUUCAGUUUCCCCCUCCCCUGCCCUGGGCCAGGCUUUGUCCUGAGCCACGGGCAGGGCUGAGCCCUCCAUGGUGGCUGAGUGUCCUAGCUGGGGAAGUGCCCGAGCUAUAGCUACCCAAAAUCAGAUAAAAGGAGGUAAGAGGGGGACUCCCAGGACAAGCCAGUGGGAUUUGGGAAACUCACAAAAUGGGAACAUCAAGAAAGACCCCCACCUUGAUCUUUGACCAAGAUGACCAGCCUAGAAAGAAAGGCAAAAGUAGCCCACGUCUUCCCUGGGGUCACCAGUGCUUCUCCACCCCUUCUCCUUGGGAACUGAACCAGGGGGCAGGGUGUGGAGGGCCACGGGACUGUGGGGAAUCGAGCCCUGCACCCCCAAGUGGAUCCUGCAAUGGACAUGCUGUGAAGAUAGGAGCCAGCAUUGUGAUGUCACAGGCUGGCUGUGACUUUGUGCUCCUGGAGCUGUCGGGUGAGUCAAUGGUCCCCUUGCUCCUCCCCGUGCUCAAAUCCCCAUGCUGGAUGCUCAGAGCUGGAAGGGCUGACCGUGCAGCCCUCACUUUCUCUCCCUGCUCCUCUCAUGUGCUGGGGCUGGCCCAGCGGAUGGCCAAUGAACAGCGCUUAGGGAGACUUUCUUCUUUUGGCCACAAUGAGCAACCAGGCUUCGGCGAGUGACCCGGGAACUCUUUGCCAGGCUGUGUUGAAACUACCUGUUAACUAGGCCACCUUCCCAGCCUGACCAUAAGCUUAUUCAAAGUGUCUGUCUUGGCUCCCACUCUGGCCGGAUAAGCUCUGUAGAAGCUCAGAGUAUAUGGUGUCAGUUAAAUGCGUAACAGAGUGGAGGGGUGGGUAGGUAGAGGCAGAUUGCUAAGUGCCUUCUCCCUGUGAGGGCCACUCUCUGAACCAGCCCCAGCUCUGACCUUAGGACUCUUUCCUGAAUGCUCCUGGAAGCCAGCAUAGAAGUCCCAGGCAUCUUGGCGUCCUUGAGACUUGAUGCCACUGCAGAAUGGCACAUUGAUCCCUGCAGAGCUGGGGGCACAGCUCAGAGGUCCCAGAUUUUGGAUUUAAUGAAACCCAAGUCCAAAUCCAGUCCCACUGUAUGUCCUUGAGCUGGUCACAGGGGCCCCCUCUGAACCUCUGUUUCCUUUUCUAUGAAGUUGGAAUGUAACCUGACUUCUGAGGACGGUCAGGAGGCUCAGAAGAGAAAGUUGUGGCCUUGACUGUUGCUGCGGCCACUUGUCCUCUUCCUGCCUGGCCCAUGUGGCCCUCAUCGUCCAGUGCAGCCUAAGGUAGUGAGGGGCAAUGCCGGCGGCUGUGGACAGUGGCCAGAGGGCUGGCCCAAGCAAUACCAGUGACAAGGACAGGGACCUGCAGGUGCUGCUCCAGGAACUCUGCCAGCUCCAGGCAAAGCAAAGGAGGCUGAAGAGGGAGGUGGAGAAGCACAAGCGUUUUGAAGAUUAUCUGAUCAAGGUCCUUGAGAAAAUCCCCAAGGGCCACAACCAAGGGGAGGAGCCAGAGGAGGCCCUGGUGGAGGCCAUGGUGGAGCACUACGGGAGGCUCUUCACAGUCAGCCAGGACAUCCAGAAGCAUGUGGAGGCCUUCUCCAGGAUGAGCCAGGCAGUCCACCAGAGCCUGGCGUCUCUAGAGGAGGGCCACAGGGCUCUUAUCCCGAGCCUCAAGAUCCGGCUGUGCCAGCUGCAGAGGAGGUGUCAUCGCAAACAGGAGCAGUGGCAGCUGCUGGAACGUGGUGUCACCUACCAGAAGGACACAGGCAGCUGUAAUGUGGAAAGCAAGGCUGCUGCAGCUGAUCACAGCCCUGAGGGCCUGCAGUCGAGCCGGCCCUCCUCCACGCCCUCUUCUGGCCCCUUCCCUGGGUGUAGACCACAGAUGUCCGCAGCCGGGAGGACCCUCUGGAAAGUUAGUCGGUCCAGUGUCCUCCUUUGCAGGGAAGGAUGCUCUGGCCCCGAGGAGGGUGGGGACUCAUCCAAGCCCCUUUGGGUGUGGAGCACAGACCAGGAUGAGAAGGGGGAUCCUGGCUCCAGGAGGCUGCUCUGGCCUGAGGGAGCUGGGGACAGGGGGUGGGGGAUUCUGGGAGAGGGCCUGAGCCUUCUCCUCCUGCAGAACCAGCUGCUCAACCACAUGCAAGUGGCCAUCAACCACAUGGCCCAGCAGUGCUGCUCCCCUGCCCGCGGCGUGCCCAAGAGCAUGGGCCUCUUCUCCCAGCUCGACCUGAUCCAGGAAUUUAUGUUGGACAAAAUGGAGACUGUGAAGUUUAUCUCACUGCUCAAGGGACCCAGAGUGUGCUGGUCAGGGGACAAUCCCAAGGACCAGGGCCUCAGAAGUUACCCCAGACCCUUCAGGAAAUAUUCAAAGAGUCCAGAUUCGAUCCCCAAAACCCCCUUUCCCAGAACCCAGAUUUCAGAACGCUCCGGCCUGUACUGACACAGCCCGCGGCCACACAACCCUGCCAGCAUCACGACCAUCUCCUUACCUGCGUGGCCCCCUUUAUUCACCGCCAGCGCUCCGAAGUGGGUAGGAGCCAGCCUGUGGGCAGAGAGAGGGCGGCCAGGAUCCUGGGGCCAGCUGGGAUUGAGGGGAUGCUGUUUCCCGCGUUGGGGGAUUGGCAGGGGUCAAGGUGAGGUCUGUCUGGGACUGUAGGGGAAAGAGAGAGGGAGGUUCCUGAGACAGCAGCCGGGUGGGAAGUCCAAGGGGGAAGACCUGCACCCAGAAGCCGGGGCUGCAAUUCUCACUGUCCCCAGUGGGUUUGUCUGAGACCAAGGAGCUUUGGAUAAAUGCCCGUCUAUUGGGAAUGCCCGAGUCACAGGAACUCUCACAAAGAGCCACCUGGAGCCAUGGGAGGCAUGGAGCUGGCCUUGCCCACACUAGACGGGGGGCGCUCAGUUUGUAGAGGGGCAUCUCACCACUGGCUCCCAGAAGCUGAAUACCAGUCAGCGCCUUCUGCCCACCUGAGGGUCCCAGAGCUGUCUGGAGUGAGGGCUACUGUCAGGGGGAGUCGGGUAAGGCAAAGCCCCUCUCUGGGCUGGUUUUCCCACCUGUGAACUUGGGUGCAAGGAUGUAUGAGGGAGUCCCCUGUCCAGUCUGACACUGGAAAUGUCUGCGUGGACGGACGGCACUGGCCUGGUGUUACUGAGACACUGGGGUAAGAAUCAUCCCAGCAACCCCCGCAGGCUCAGAAGGAUUCACCUCUGGGAGUCUGCUGACGUUAACUGAUUCAGGGACAAGUUGAAAGUUCAGAGCAGCUGGCUUUCAGGGCAACUGGUUUGUGGCGACUAGUGGCAAGUCAGCAAAUGAACUUUCAAAGAGAAGUUUCAGAAAGGAUGCUGCUGUUCCUUCAACGGACACUGAAGGUCUGCCGUGUUCCAGGUGCCGCUGGGAGAGGGGAUAGGAGGUUCGGAGGGAAGGAGGGUGGGGGAUUGAAUAGCACUUGGCCACUGACUUCAUUAGGGAAGCCAAAUAUGUUAAAGAAGGUUAGAUGGGGUCAGGUCUUAACAGCAGUUUAAAGAAAGUGGGAUCUGAGAAGCAUCAUUUCUAGUUUCCAAUUUCUAAGGUCUUUGGAGCAAAGAGGGUGCUUUGGAACCCAGGUAGGGCUUGAGUCGCAUUUCAGAAAGGAGAGGUUGGGGGAGGGCUAGAGAAAGUGAGGGAAACACCGGGGAGGGCUUCCAGCUUGGCUGGAGCACAAAGAACCUGAUGGGCAAGUCUGAGAAGGUGUGCUGGGGAGCCAUCGGGGGUCCCCAAGGCCAGGCUCGGAAGUUUGGACUUUGGUCUAGGGGCCACACACAGGGGAGGCUUAGUCCAUUCUGGCUGCUGUAACAAAAUACCAUACACCGGGUGGCUUAGCAACAGCUCUUUAUUUCUCAUCGUUCUGGAGGCUGAAGUCCAAGACCAAGGCACCAGCAGGUGUCUGGUGAGAGCCCGCCUCCUGGCUCACACGGUGGAAGGGCUGAGGAAGCCCUCUAGGGUCUCUUUUAUAGGGACGCUAAUCCCAUUCGUGAGGGCUCUGCCCUCAUGACCUAAUCACCUCUAAGAGGCUCCCCCACCUCUUAACAGCGUCACACUGCGGGUUAGGAUUUCAACAUGUGAAUCUGGGGGGGACAGAACAUUCAGUUCAGACCACAGUCAUUCUUUAUUUGCAUUCUCUCCCCACAAUAUCCGUUUUACAAAGAGAUCUGAAGUAUCUCAUUAAUCUCCUUGGAGUGUGGGGGCACACGUUAGGCCAAGGAUUCUUAGAUCUGAACAUUCCUCGGAAAGCUUGUUACAACAGAGUGAGGGCCCACCCUUAUCUGAUCCAGCAGCCCUCAGGGGGCCAGGCUUUAGAAUCUGCAUUUCCAACAAGUUCCCAGGUGAUGCUGAUGCUUCUAGUCCCACGGCCCCACUUUGAGAACUGCUGCUUUGGAGUCAUGGCAAAUUCCCUAAUGCCUGAGCUGGGCUCUGUUCCACCUGGAGCACCGACUCCCCCUGCCUGGACUCCAGGCCCCCAUCAGCACUGUGGGCACCUGACAUUCUGGGAGGGCUGCCUGCACCCCAUCUGACCUGCUGAAGGUGCUGGACAUAACACCUCCUUAGGGGCCCAGAGCACCGUUCUCUGGCUUUGUGGCUUUGCCCACUAGGGGUCUGUGAAGAGCUGUUGUCAUUCUGUCCCCUGCCAUCUGCCUGUUGUGCAUUUGUAGGUCUAGUUCAGAUGUUUGAUCCCCCUCCUUGGGGAGGAGGAAUAUCAGAACAGAUGCCUGGUGUGGCAGUGACCUGGCCAUUAAUCUAAGUUUGCAGUGAGCUUCCUAGUCUUUUAGGAGCUCCCAGUCUCCCUUGGGUGGGGCUUGGGUCAUAAAAUUGGCAAAUGGGCACUGCGCUCAGGGGCGCCGCCCUCUCCAGCCGCUGGCAUGUGCUGAACACUGGGGGUCAUCCUUGCUGGGCUUUUUUGUCACACAGCUCUCUCAGCCCUGCCCCUACGCCUUUAAAGCACUCCCAUCCUGGGUUCCAUAUGAGCUGGAGAAAGGCCUUUGAGUGUAUGCGGAGGGGAAAAGCUGGAAAUACCAUUUCAUCUGACUGCUCAUCCAGACCCUGAGACCCCAAGACACCAGGAGGCCUAGGGCUUGGACACUUUCUGAGACUGAGAGCUCAUUACCUGACAUCUAAUUCCAGCUUUAAUUUUCUUCAAGUGUGAGAAAAGCCUUCCUACACACCAUUUGGGAAGAGCUGGGUUAUUAGCUAAUGGCUGGUGCUGAGAAAAUUGCCUAUCUGGCAGGAAGAUCAAAUUAUGUCCUUUUCCCACACCGUAUUCUGUGGUAUAUUCCAGUUCCUUUGAGUGGUGGUUUCCCAACUUCAAUGUUUAUUAAAAUCGCCUGUGACACUUGCUAAACAGGGCUUAUUCUCAAAAAUUCUGAUUCUGGCAUGAGCCCCCCAACCCCAGUCUGGAUUUUUAACAAGCAUUCCAGAUGGCUCCAAUGCAGCUUAGUCUCUGAUUGCAGCGUGUGAAACACUGGGUUUCCCAGUGUCAAAGAGAAGAAAACCUGCUCCACAUUUACUUGGUCUUGAAUCAGGAAGAACUUUAGAAGCAUGGACGCAAUAGUGCCUCUACCUCAGAGCACAGCAAAAUAUCUACAGACAAUAAAUGGAGAGAAAUGAUGAGAAAUUUGAAAACGAGUCAAUGUUUUUGAUAUUCGAAAAACUCUUAUGAAGUAAAAAAAAUUGAUAUCAAUUGUUCAUUUCAGCAAAUCACAAAAUAAAAAUGGCCUAUAAACAUGAAAACUAUUUUGCCUCACUAAAAAUUUACAUCAUGUAAUUUCUGCCCAUCAGAAAAUUUUUAGCAAAGACACUAAUGCGUGUAAGACAGGCCCUUCAACACUGAAACGUUUGCAUAAACUCUCUGGAAAGCAAUUUGAUAAGAAGGAGGUCUCAAGAGGCUCAAAUUUUUUUAUGUCUUUUGGCUCAGUGAUUCUUAGAUCAAGAAAUUUAUGUUAAUAAAACCAGAGCUAUUUGGUUCAAAAUGACAGAAAGCCCAACUUGGCUUAAACUCAACUUGGCUUAAGUCCAAAAGAAUGAAUUAGCAUAUAAAACAGAAAGACCAGGGAUUCCAGAGCUUCAGGAACAGCUUGAUCCCGAGUUCAAUGUCAACAGAAUCCAGAAAUGUGUGGGUGUUUUUCUGUGCUCCUACAUCUUGGCUUCAGUGUAAAUAGGAUGGCUGCCUACAA